UGCUUUAAAGUCCACCAUUUCAGCCCGGAAGUUUGGCCAUUUGUUUAUCCAAUAAAUGAUAAUCCUAUUUAUGUAAUUUAAUUUAUUAAGUGAUUUUACGCGCUGUGAAGUCCGGGCCAAACUGUCUGGCUGUGAGACAAGAAUCACAGUUGAAAGCGGACUUUCUGGACAGCAAUCCGGCCGGUCCAGCUACUUGUUGUGGAGGUCUUGAGUCAGAGCUGUCCCGCUUAGCUGUCCCGUUAGCGGUGGACUAACAUCACAGAAGGACGACAAGAGCCAGCUGUCAGGUGUCACAUCCCGCUAAGACAGCGACUCGCAGUGAGAAGACAAGAAAGAAACGUACCUGUUGGACACCCUGUUGUCUCACUCAUGACUUGCCGUUAGUUAACAUGUCGAAACAGCACCAGCCGGUUUUCCCGAUCCAGCAGCAGACAAACCUGAACUCUGCUCCUUUCCCACAAUUGUUCGUGAAACCUUUUAACAGUCCUCUUCAAGUGAGAAGAAAUGUCAUAACAGACGAUUACCGUGUCACAAGUCAGGUGCUCGGGAUGGGGAUAAAUGGCAGAGUGUUGGAAAUAUUCCACAAAGAGAGUGGAGAAAAAUAUGCACUAAAGAUGCUGCAGGACUGUCCAGAGGCCAGACGAGAGGUGGAGCUUCACUGGAGGGUGUCCCCUUGCCCCCACAUUGUGCCCAUCAUAGAUGUUUAUGAAAAUCUCUACCAGGGCAGGAAGUGCCUCCUCAUUGUGAUGGAGUGCAUGGAUGGGGGUGAAUUAUUCAGUCAUAUCCAAGACAGAGGGAACCAUGCAUUUACAGAGAGAGAGGCCUCAGACAUCAUGAAAAGUAUAGGAGAAGCCAUACAUUUCUUGCAUUCCAUCAAUAUUGCUCACAGAGACAUCAAGCCAGAAAACCUGCUCUACACCUCCAAAAGACCAGAUGCUCUGCUCAAGCUGACUGAUUUUGGGUUUGCCAAAGAAAUUACCACUUUAAACUCACUGGCAACGCCAUGUUUUACCCCCUAUUAUGUUGCUCCAGAAGUUCUUGGUCCAGAGAAGUAUGACAGAUCUUGUGACAUGUGGUCUCUGGGUGUCAUUAUGUAUAUUCUGCAUUUCUGUCUUACACACAGACUUUGUGGAUACCCGCCUUUUUUCUCACAUCAUGGUCUGGCGAUAUCCCCAGGGAUGAAGAGACGGAUAUGUACUGGACAGUACGAGUUCCCCAACCCAGAGUGGUCUGAUGUGUCUGAGGAAGCCAAACAGCUGAUCUGCCACUUACUGAAAACUGAGCCCACCCAGAGAAUGAGCAUCGCAGAGUUCAUAAACCAUCCCUGGAUUAAUCAAUCUGUAGAAGUCCCACAAACACCUCUUCACACCAGCCGUGUUCUGCACGAGGAACAAGAUGUCUGGGAGAAGGUUAAGGAGGAAAUGACAAAUGCCCUGCAAACAAUGCGAGUGGAUUAUGACCAAAUUAAAAUCAAAACUAUUGAAGAUUCAAAUAAUCCUCUCCUCAUGAAGAGAAGAAAGAAAACUAAAAACUCAGCCACACAACCUCCAACCUUGUGAAAUCAAGAUUUUAUAAAAUUUUUUCACAAACACACUCAUGGAGAACUUUUUUUGGGGGAAAAAAGCUUUCAAGAAGAGCUUUAGUGAAAUUGGAUAUUGUUAUUGCUUUUGUAAUGUUUUAGCUGUUUUUAUUUCUUUCUUUUAACGUCAGAUGAUUUGAUUCUCAAAAUUUGAAAGAACAUAAAAUUCAUCCACGCAUUUUGGUAAAUGUGCUUUAAGUACUCUUUCUAUGCAAGUAUUCUGUAUGUGGACUAUUGCUUACUCUUACAUCCUAUCACUAGUUUUUAAUAUUUUGAUUUACUGUACAUACUUAGUCCGACAUUUGAGUGAGCUUUGUUGGCAACACAUAGAUUAAUUAGAUUAAUAGGCUAUUUUUUGGUCUGUUAAUGUGUUCUCUGUGUUGAAAAUGAUUUAAACAGACUUUUUACUUCAAGGGUGUUGUUGAGAAAGUUUGCCAGCGUCAUUCACAUUUGUUAAUUAAAUGCCCCAUCACCAGAAACCGCACAACUUUUGUUAUGUUUUAUUAAGUAAUUUCUCCUUGCUAAAUUGUGGUAGCCCAGCUUCUAAAACUUGCUUGCUAUGUGUAGCAAUAAUCACACUUUCUAUGCCUAUAAACAGUUGAUGAUUGGAAUUCAUUGUCAAAACUGUGCUGCUAACUGGCCUCUUCACGCUUCUGUAGCAUUUAUUUUCUCCAGAGCAGUAGUUUAAAAUUAGUGCAUGAAGGCUGUUGUGUGAAAGAAAAGUGGAUGGCUGUAAACUUUUAGAUAAAGGGAGUAGUGACGACAAGUUCAGUGGAAAAUGUUGCACAACACUAUUAUCCUGUGUUUUACUCUGGAUUAAACCUCUUGAUGUUC
Messenger RNA from Toxotes jaculatrix (banded archerfish), 2413 nucleotides. RefSeq names its product MAP kinase-activated protein kinase 2-like. Gene Ontology annotation, molecular function: calcium/calmodulin-dependent protein kinase activity; calcium-dependent protein serine/threonine kinase activity; ATP binding. Gene Ontology annotation, cellular component: cytoplasm; nucleus. Gene Ontology annotation, biological process: cellular response to vascular endothelial growth factor stimulus; intracellular signal transduction; inflammatory response. The transcript is spliced from 10 exons. NCBI's taxonomy places the organism in Eukaryota, Metazoa, Chordata, Actinopteri, Toxotidae. Bases 390 to 1559 code for a protein of 389 amino acids. The record is from RefSeq and is a predicted model, not a curated record.